Molecule: messenger RNA, 5098 nt
Organism: Ostrinia furnacalis (Asian corn borer)
Lineage: Eukaryota; Metazoa; Arthropoda; Insecta; Lepidoptera; Crambidae
Gene: Pat1
Product: Protein interacting with APP tail-1
Exons: 13
Coding region: 329-2299 (656 amino acids)
Biological process (GO): proteasome-mediated ubiquitin-dependent protein catabolic process; intracellular protein transport
Cellular component (GO): Cul2-RING ubiquitin ligase complex
Molecular function (GO): protein binding; ubiquitin-like ligase-substrate adaptor activity
Source: RefSeq, a predicted model, not a curated record
UCAGUCAGAUGACGUUUCUCUCAACCAGCUGUUUUUUUUUAUUACAAGUAGAAACAUGAAUACAUAUUUUUGUCUCUAUCACACAACGCAUAUUUUUGUUGUGUUGUUUUUAUUCUUACCACAUUAACCUAAUGUUAGAAAAGGAUAGAGGAUAUUUUUCCAGCCGAGUCCGAGUACAGCCGAAUUCAGUCGACUUCAAGGUUGACACGGCCAAUCAGCCGACAGUUUGCGAAUUUUACACGCGAAAUUGACCAAUAGAAAGUUGAAGUAAAUAGUGUGAAGUUCGUGCGAAUAAUUCCGGAAACCUGUGACAAGACGAGCCAGCAAAAUGAAGCGAGUUUUUCUUUAUCUCGCAAAAAUGGCUGACGCGUCGUCGGCGUUGCGCGCUAAGAAAAUUCCUGAUAGUUUGUACGAGUUGUGUAUUCAUAACGUGGUAAAAUGUUAUAAUAAAAGUAAUAAGUGUUAUCGAGAUGAGUUACGUUCGCUGCCAGAUACCAUACUUAUGGAUGUUUACUUUAAGAUGUACCUGGAGAAGAAGCUGUGCAUCCUGGGCGUGGAGCUGUCCUCCCUGGACACCAUCGAGCGCCUGCUCCGCUUCACGGGCUCGCAGCUGAGGCUGCUGCAGUGCUUCCAGGCGGUGAUCGAGCACGGCUCGAAGCUGUCCACGGAACUGGCCACCAUCUACACCAGCCGGUGCGACGCCGGCAAGCACAAAGUGGAGCACCUCAUCAACUUGGGCCUGAGACUCGGCGGGUUCCUGAACGAAGCCGGCUGGUAUGCGGAUGCCGAGCGUGUGUUACAGCGAUGUCGCGAGGUGUGCCAGGCGCAGCCACAGAGCACCUACUACAAACGGCUCACUCUUGAGUGCUGUCACAGGUUACUGAACACACAGUCGUCUUACUGCUGCUUCCCCGCGGCGGCGGAGACCUAUGCCUUGUCCCUCCAACUGCUGGGCUGCAGCGACUCGCGGGACGAGGCCAAGGGCGGCUACGACGAGGCGGCGCCGCACGCGCGCGCGCCCAGUCGCGACCAGGCCUGCCAGACCGACCCACAGAUGUAUGAAGACUACAUCACCAGCUUAGAGAAUCCCCCGCCGGACGACGCUGAAGAGGUGGAGGGCGGGUUCAACGUGCAGCACCAAGCCGUGUGGGGCAUGGGGGCGCUGGCGCCGCGCGUGCUGAAGGAGUUCAGCGCGCUCAUGUUCGUGCGCUGCGACUACAGCGCCGCGCACCGCUGGAGCCUGCGCGCGCAGCGGCUGCUGGCGAGGCACACGCCCGUGCGGAUCACAGUAGAAGUAGUACGAGCUUGCGGUAAAGCGUGCGUUGUGAAGCGGCUGUUUAGUGCCGCGGGCGUGGCGGUGCGACACGCGGUCGGCCUGGCGCGCGCCGCGUGGGGGGCGCAGCACCCGCGGUACGCCGGAGCCCUACUGGACUAUGGGUUCUACCUGCUCAAUAUCGACUCUAUUACGCACAGUGUUGCUGUUUAUGAGGAGGCGCUGGGCACGCUUCGCAGCGUGUUUGGGUCUCGCAGCCUGCACGUGGCAACGGCUCAAGAGGACCUGGCGUACGCGCUGUACGUGCUGGAAUACUCCUCCGGCCGCUUCUACAAGGCGCGCGACCACGCUGAGCGCGCCAUACACAUCAUCGAGAACCUGGUGCCCCCCGACCACCUGCUGCUGGCUUCAGCGAAGCGCGUGAAGGCGCUGAUUCUGGAGGAGAUUGCACUCGACACGCCCGCCGGGCAGGACCUCAGCGAGCCGAGCCUGCUGGAGGAGUCGGAGGCGCUGCACAAGGCGGCGCUGCGGCUGUCCAUGAUGGCCUUCGGCGAGAACAACGUGCAGACCGCCAAGCACUACGGCAACCUCGGCCGUCUCUACCAGAGCAUGCAGAAGUUCCAGGACGCGGAGACGAUGCACCUGAAAGCCAUCGCCAUCAAGGAGGAGCUCCUCGGGCCGGAGGACUACGAGGUGGGGCUCAGCAUCGGGCACCUGGCCUCGCUCUACAACUACCACAUGAACAUGCACGUCGCCGCCGAGACACUCUACCUGCGAUCCAUCGCCAUCAGCCUGAAGCUGUUCGGCGAGCGGUACUCCGGGCUGGAGUACGACUACCGCGGGCUCGUCAACGUGUUCACGCAGCUCAAGCGCCACGAGCGCGCCGCGCACUACAGCCGCCUGCUGCAGCGCUGGCACGAACUCCGUGAGCAAUCCAAAGCGGAGCAGCAGCAGCCGGCGCUCGGCAACGAGCAGAUCGUGCCGCUGUCGCUGCUGCGAGAGAAACUCUUCGGCGCCAACGACUGAGCGGACCGCAGCGGAGCGGAGCGGACCGGAGCGUAGCGGACAUGGGGCUUGACAUCGGGGGGACCGUUCUUGGAACUUCGUCUAAAGCCCGUUCUGUGAGCACGUAGAAUUAUGUCCAAUGACCCCAAGCUACCCAUCCUUAUCGCUCGCGCGUAAUUAAGUUGCUGUCGCGCUCGCACACUCACUGCGGGCGCCCGUCGCACAGUAAUAUAAUUACGUGGGUAGCUUGUGGUCAUUGGACAAAAUUCUACGUGCUCACAGACCAGAUUAUAACUAAUCAUUUAAAUUUUGGAAAACUAGAUUGACAUUCUAAAUUAUUUCUUGAAAGGUCUAAGUCCAAGGGCUAUUCGAUUGAAAAUUCUAAGGCUUUCAAAGUUUUUUCGAAUUGUAAAUACUUGUACUUUUACAUAAAAUAAUCUAAUUUUUGCAAUCUCUUUUAUUGAUAAUCGAUUGUUUCUGAAGGCCUUUUUUCGCUGGAAGUUAUGAACUUCCCCCAACGACAGAUCUCUUAAAGUUCACUCUGUAUAGCGCAAUUACAAAAUUGUCUUGUAUAUUUCAAAAAUUAUUCAUGGUAGAAAAUAGGGUAGUUGGCGGUCUAGUCGAUUGAGAUUUCAAGGAGUAUCAAAAUGCGAUCUCUUGAUAGUAAUGAAAUUAUAAAAUAUCUUGUAUUAUAAAAUUAUUAAUUGUAUGUUGCCAUACAUAAAACGUAGGGACCGAAAGUUAUUAUCAUGAUAAAUGAAGCUCACUUUACUUCGAAAAAUAACUGUUGUUGUCAACUACCCUACGAAAGAAUUUUAUUCUAGCGGGAUUUAAUUAAAGGCUUUGUCUUCAAAUAUACCUAAAUCAGAUUGUGCAUCAAAUAUGAGAGAACUAUGCGCAAAUUGUAUAGUUUAAUCUUAUACUGUGUAAUAUAAUCGAUGUUAACAGAGCACAAAUUAGAAUCGAUAAUGUAAGUCUUCUACUAGCAUACAUUAAACAAUAUUGUUUGUAUUAGACCGUUUCAAACGUAAUUUAUCAUGUUUUUAUCUAUUGAAGAUUCUGUGGAAAAAUAUAAAUCAUUUAGAGGGCGAGAAAGUGCUUGAAUUACAAAUUAAACUCGCACAGCAAAAGAUGUGUAAUACAUGAAAUCAAAAUCUUAUAUUUAACGUACAUUUUUUAAUAUAGUUCAAACUUUUACGAUUAAGUCCUGUAGAAUGGUACCGAAUUCUUUUUAUCCGUAUGAAAGGUGUCCCUGUCCCAUUUAGGACUUGUCUAACGAUUACAAUUCGAUCAUAAUAAUAUAUCCGCGAUCGAACCUUCAUAGUAUGUUCCUUAGCGUUACUUAUGAUGUGUACUUUGUAUAAAAUUAUUAGUUUUAAUGUUUUCGUUGCAGACGUAGCGAAGUUAUCGUGUGAUGUGAUGCGGCAAUUCGUGUACAUAUUUAUAAAUUGUUUGCCAAUGUUGCCACUAUUCUUUGUGACCAAUGAGGGCUAUCGUUUUUGCGCUCACCAGUUGGCGCCACUGUUGAGUAAGGUCUUGUCACUUGCUAGUAGCGAAGACAGUGGCGCCAACUUGUGAGCGCUAAAGUGGUAGGAGGACUAUCGCAUUUGCACUCAUCAAGAUGGCGCCACUGUAGAGUAAGGUCCUGUCAAUCGCCAGGGGUGCCAACUGUUAAGUAUAAAUACGAUAGCCCUCAUUCUGAUGAUUAUUAUUUAGCUACUCAUAAUAAUGUUGGUACAUUUGAUGUACGCGGGGCCUUCUGUGCGGAAGUCGUCUGAGAGACUUGACAAGUGUUCAGAAACUCAACGGCACUUUUUAAGCAGGUAGUUAACAAAAGGUGGUGUUAGAUCUAAGUAGAAGGGCAUGCAUGACCAUGAUAUCUGAAGUCUGUAAGUCCCUAAUUUAAUGAGCCUAAAGAAAAAAUUAACCAAGGUUUUGUUAACUCCUGUGAACACUGCUGAUGUACCACAGACGGUGCCCCAUCGAACUUACUACUGCCUUUACAUCUUAAAAAUAUAUUUAAUCAUAAUAAACCAAAUGUGUGUAUAAAACAGAAAAAUAAUUAAAAACAUAUCGUCUAUUUACUUUGCAAAUAACAUCGCUUUGAAUGUCGUAGAAGAUUGUACUCGUAAGAUACGGAUGCGCGCACGCAGCGCGUUGUGCAGGUUUAUUUACUUUGUAUUUACUCCGGAUUAUUAUACUGUUGACUAAGAUUGGCUGUUACGUGCGGUGGCCGACAACCGGCCACCACGAAGAUGUGAAUAUAUAAGUUUAUGAUGAAGCAAUGCAUUUGAUUUCACACAAAACAAAUUUGGAAAAGGUAUUUAAUAAAACGCAACAUUACUAUUUCUUAUUUAUUGUGAUGUAAGAAAAUAAAAAUUAAAGCUAAACUUAAACAAGGGGAAUGUUAUAUUAUGGCUCUCAGUCAGGAUGUAAUUUUAAUAAAAUUCUAAAAACAAUCAACAUCAAUAAAAUUUUAAUAUUAUCAAUUGACAAAUAAUACAAUCUCAAGGCACUGCAUGAAGGCAAAAGCUCUAUAUUACAGGCUAUAUUUGAUACAGUCUAUAAUACUUCAUAUUUCUGCAACUGUCUAUCACUUGAAAACUAUGUACUCUUACAUCUACACGUAUACACCUACGCGACACGAGCACAGUAAGCGUAUUCGAGAUACAGCUUGAGAAAUCAACAAUAGAAACAAUAUCCAAUAAAUAAAUUAGUAAUAAUACUUCCCAAUCAGAUUCAAUUAUUUAACGUAGCAACUACAUUAUAACCAAAUUACAAUAUGAGUAACACCUGUUUCAACAGAAAACAGACAUAAUA